CACACACACACACUCAGUCAGUCAGUCACAUGGAAGAACAGCGGGACACGCGUAGAAAAGGUCUCCUCAUUAACUAAUGAGCGACCGCACACACACACUUACACACACACCGAUGAUCUCAUUCCAUGUUCCACUUGUCCUCACCUCGCUGUUCUCUCCUCACACAGCUGUCAUCUCCCAUCGUUGUAGCGGUGAAGAAGGCUGCUGGUGGCUCGUCUCUCCUCCUGAGGCUCCAGCAUGGAGGCGCUGGCACUUUUCUCCUUCGCCGCAUCCCAAGCCGACGAGAUCAGCUUCCAGAAAGGAGACGUCGUCAAGGUGACAGAAAUGGAAGAGGAUUGUUGCUGGUUGGCAGCCGAGGUGGAAGGCAGGCGAGGAUACGUGCCAGAGAACUACAUUUCCCUUCUUCCUCAUCCGUGGUUUGCAGAGGGUGUGUCCAGACAAGAGGCAGAGAGACGUCUGCAGUGGCAGCAGAGUGGUGUCUUCCUGGUGCGCGACAGUGAGUCUGCUCCUGGAGACUUCUCCCUCUCUGUCAGCUACGGCGACCGCGUGGAGCAUUUCCGUGUCCUGGAGGCGGGCGGCCAGUACUGCAUCUGGGACCACAGCUUCUGCUCCCUCAACCGCCUGCUGGACUUCUACCGGAGCCACAGCAUCGCCGCCGACAAGGUGGUGGUCCUCACCGGGUCCCCCUCCCACAUAGCCCCGCCCCCGGGGGCCCGGAACCCCUACCCCAACCCUUACAAGACCACCUCCCUGGAGUCCCUCCAUGGGCCACGCCCCCUGAGAGAGUCCUCCUCAUUGCAGCUACUGGAGCAGGUCUUAGGGAAACCCCGCCUGGCACACGCCCUGUGUGACUAUGCCCCGCCCCUCACCGCCCACCUGCACUUCCUGCGCGGUGACGUCAUCGACCUGCUGGACUGCUCUGACUCGCGGUGCUGGAGAGGACGUUGCCGCGGCCGCGUGGGCGUCUUCCCGCCACACUGCGUGCAGCCGCUCUACCACUGACGCCACACCCACACUGACUCCCCACGUGACCACGUCAUCACUGCCUCCCCCUGGCGGACGUCUGCAAGCAAUACUUGUCAUUCUUUUAUGCUCUCAAGUCUUUUUAAAGAUGUUCAAGUUGUUAAAAUUUACAGAAACUUAACAUUCUAUGUACAAAAAUAGGAAGUCACAGUUUAAGGUUUUUCAUCGGAAAAUUGAUUCUUAUGAAAUAAAACAGAAAACAUUUUCAUUAAUUUUUAAAAUCAAUUUUCAAAAUGCGUCCAUUGAUUUAAAAUCGAAAUAUAGAGAAAAAACUAUUCUUUUUUAGCAACCCUAACCUAGCAUUUUUGUUUACAUAAAAUUUUGCUAAAAUGCUAGCGAUAAAACAUUAGCAGGCUAACAUGGGAAAAGUUAGCAUACUUGCAAGAUGGCGCCGAAUGUCAAAAUCCAUCAUUUUUGUGUAUAAGUAAAAUUUAGCUAAAAUGCUACCAACAAAACCUAAGCAUGCUAACGUCAGCUUUUUAACAUGGGGAAAAGUUAGCAUACUUGCAAGAUGGCGCCAAAUAUCCAAAUCCAUCAUUUCUAUGUAUUCAAAUAAAACAGUUAGCUAAAAUGCUGCCAAUAAAACAUUAGUUUGCUAUUGUUAAAAUGCUAACAUAGGAACGGUUAGCACACUUGGAAGACGGCGCCAAAUAUCAAAAUACAUCAUUUUUGUGUAUGAAUUAAAUUUAGCUAAAAUGCUACCAACAAAACAUUAGCAUGCUAACGUUAAAAAAAUACCAUAUGAACAGUUAGCAUACUUGCAAGAUAGCGCCAAAUAUCAAAAUCCAUAAUUUUUAUGUCUACAGGUACACAAUUAGCGAAAAUACUAGCAAUAAAAUAUUAAUUCCUAACAUUAAAAUGCUAACAUUAGAAAAGUUUGCAAAUGUGCAAGAUAAGAUGGCGGCAAAUAUCAAAAUCCUUCAUUUGUAUGUUUACAUAAAAUUUUGCUAAAAAAUGCUACCAACCAAACAUUAGCAUGCACACAUUAAAAAGAUAACAUGGCAAAAGUUAGCAUACGUGCAAAACGGCACCAAAUAUCAAAAUCCAUCGUUUUUAUGUUUACAGAUAAAAAACUUGCUAAAAUUCUAGCAAUAAAACACUAGCGUGCUAACGUUUGAAAGCAGACAUAGGAACGGUUAGCACACUUGCAAAAUGCCGCCAAAUAUCAAAAUCCAUCAUUUUUAUGUUUACAGGUACACAAUUAGCUAAAAUGCUACCAAUAAAACAUUAGCUUGCUAACGUUAAAGUACUGACAUAGGAACGAUUAGCACACUUACAAGAUGGCGCCAAAUAUCAAAAUCCAUCAUUUUUAUGUUGACAGGAAAAAACUUAAGCUAAAAGGCUAGCAAUAAAACAUUAGCUUGCUUAUGUUAAAAUGCUAACAUAGAAAUAGUUGGCAUACUUGCAAGACAGCGACAAACAUCAAAAUCCAUCAUUUUUAUAUAAAAUAUAAGCAAAAAAAAAUGAUAACAGUUAGCAUGCUAAUGUUAAAAUCCUAACAUCGGAACAAUUGUCAUACAUGCAAGAGGGCGCCAAAUAUAAAAAUCCAUCAUGUUUAAAUUUAUAAAAUCACCUAAAAUAUAAGCAAUAAAACAUUAUCAGGUCAACAUCAAAAAAUGCUAACAUGGUACCAGUUAGCAUGCUAACAUUAAAAAUGCUAAUACGGGAACAGUUAGUGUACUUACAAGAUAUCACCAAGUAAUGACAUCCAUGGUAUGUAAGUUAAAAAAGUAUAGAAUUAGCUCAAAGGUUAGCGAUUGAUUUUUUUUUUUAGCAAUAAAACAUUAACAGUUAGCAUUCUAACGUUAAAACAUUGACAUGGCAACAAUUAGCAUACUUGCAAAAUGUCGCCACGUAAUGACAUCCAUGGUAUGUAGGUUUAAAAGUAAAGAAAUUGGCUCAAAUGCUUGUGAUUUUAUUUGUAUAAAUAGAAUAUUAGCAGUUAGCAUGCUAACAUUAAAACCCUAACAUGGGAACAAUUAUUACACUUGCAAGAUGGCGCCAAAUAUCAAAAUCCAUCAUGUUUAAGUUUACAAAACUACCUAAAAUAUAAGCAAUAAAACAUUAUCAGGUCAACAUCAAAAAAUGCUAACAUGGUACCAGUUAGCAUGCUAACAUUAAAAAUGCUACUACGGGAACAGUUAGCGUACUUACAAGAUAUCACCAAGUAAUGACAUCCAUGGUAUGUAAGUUAAAAAAGUAUAGAAUUAGCGCAAAGGUUAGCGAUUGAUUUUUUUUUAGCAAUAAAACAUUAGCAGUUAGCAUUCUAACGUUAAAAAACUAACAUGGCAACAAUUAGCAUGCUUGCAAAAUGUCGGCAAGUAAUGACAUCCAUGGUAUGUGGGUUUAAAAGUAAAGAAAUUGGCUCAAAUGCUUGUGAUUUUAUUUGUAGAAAUAGAACAUUAGCAGUUAGCAUGCUAACAUUAAAACCCUAACAUGGGAACAAUUAUCAUACUUGCAAGAUGGCGCCAAAUAUCAAAAUCCAUCAUGUUUAAGUUUACAAAACUACCUAAAAUAUAAGCAAUAAAACAUUAUCAGGUCAACAUCAAAAAAUGCUAACAUGGUACCAGUUAGCAUGCUAACAUUAAAAAUGCUAAUACGGGAACAGUUAGCGUAUUUACAAGAUAUUACCAAGUAAGGACAUCCAUGGUAUGUAAGCUAAAAAAGUAUAGAAUUAGCGCAAAGGUUAGCGAUUGAUUUUUUUUUUUUUAGCAAUAAAACAUUAGCAGUUAGCAUUCUAACGUUAAAACACUAACAUGGCAACAAUUAGCAUGCUUGCAAAAUGUCGGCAUGGAUGACAUCCAUGGUAUGUAGGUUUAACUGUAAAGAAAUUGGCUCAAAUGUUUGUGAUUUUAUUUUUAGAAAUAGAACAUUAGCAGUUAGCAUGCUAACAUUAAAACCCUAACAUGGGAACAAUUAUCAUACUUGCAAGAUGGCGCCAAAUAUCAAAAUCCAUCAUGUUUAAGUUUACAAAACUACCUAAAAUAUAAGCAACAAAACAUUAUCAUGUUAACAUCAGAAAUGGUAACAGUUAGCAUGCUAACGUUAAAAUUUCUAAUACGGGAACAGUUAGCAUACUUACAAGAUAUCACCAAGUAAUGACAUCCAUGGUAUGUACAUUAAAAAAGUAUAGAAUUACCUCAAAGGUUUGCGAUUUUUUUUUUCUCCUCGCAAUAAAACAUUAGCAGUUAACAUUCUAACGUUAAAACGCUAACAUGGGAACAAUUAGCAUACUUGCAAAAUGUCGGCAAGUAAUGACAUCCAUGAUUAGUUCCGAUAUUUGAGAAAAAAACUUACACGCUAGCAUGGGAACAGUUAGCACAUUUGUCGAUAGAUAUUUUAAAUAAGCAUAGAACAUUGCGAUUGGAUUUUUUUUGUUAGCACCCCUUAUUAUUGUGUGCACUUCUUUUUACACUUGUGUCAUUGAUAAGAGUGUUGCAUAAGUCAGGACAAAAUACUCUUUUCCAAGCACUUAUUUUCCAAGUCAUAUAUAUAUAUAUAUAUAUAUAUAUAUAUAUAUAUAUAUAUAUUAGGUUUUAGGUAUUUGUUGUGUAUUUUCCAGUUUGUACUAGAAAUAUAAAGAGUUGUGUUUUACUGGCCACUUUGUUGCCCACAUUUGACAAAACCCCCCCCCCAAAAAACAGACAUCUUUAAUAAUAACAAAAUAAUUAAAAGCCAAACAAACUAAUAAAAAAACAUUUGUAAGAUAUUAACAGUGUUGGGAUGGAUACUGAAAAAACAGUAACUAGCUACACUUACUAGUUACUUUAUUUCAAAAGUAACUCAGUUACUUACACCAACAAGUAAUGCGUUACUGUGAAAAGUAACUAUUUAGUUACUUCUAUUUUCAAUUGUAUUUUUAUUUUAUUUUUUUAAGGCCCCCAUUAAUGGCCUUUUAGCCUUCAUUUCAGUCCUGUUAUUGCAGUGGAGAAUAAAACUUGGCACCACUCAACUCUGCUAAGCAACGUGGUCUACAUACAACACACAAAGACAAAGAAAUGUUUCAAAGGGCCAAUUUAUUUUGGGCUGAAACAAAUUGACAAAACUAUUUUAAAUAGCUGCAAUAUAACAUACACAAGUAAGAAACAGCAUAAUAACAAGGAAGACAUACACAAAGCCUAACCAGGCCUUUUUUUCUCUUAAGGAAUUGUGAAAUACAACCAUGUCUUCAGUAGAUCAACACUGUACUGAAGCCCAGAAAACUCUACGCAUUUCCCCAGUUUUAGUUUAGAGAUAAGGAAAGAUUGACCUGGCCCACUAGAAUCCCUCUUUAUGUUUGCCAACUUUCUAGUCUAUACAUUUAGAGCAGGGAUGUCCGAAGUGCAG
Molecule: messenger RNA, 5349 nt
Organism: Nerophis ophidion (straightnose pipefish)
Lineage: Eukaryota; Metazoa; Chordata; Actinopteri; Syngnathiformes; Syngnathidae
Product: GRB2-related adapter protein-like
Exons: 5
Coding region: 238-1002 (254 amino acids)
Molecular function (GO): protein binding
Source: RefSeq, a predicted model, not a curated record